CCAAACUUUAACCGAAAAACAUGAAGUUAUUAUUGAUUUUUGCUGCUGCAAUCGCCUGCGCACAAGCACUACAAUUGCAGUACAUAGUUCAGGGAUCGGGCGAAUCCAGUGAAGAGGAAUAUAGUUUAGUACUGCCUUCGAGUGGUAAAGCUGCCUAUGCCGUGCUUGAUAAACCCAAAGACGACGAUUCGGAUGAAGAAUCCAGUGAAAAGGAAUACCGUUUACUUUUACCAGCCGAUGGUCAACACCAACCCAGCUUAUCAGGUGUGCCUAUUUUCCAGACAGUUAAAGUAAAGGUACCACGCCAUGGCGACUCGUCGAUCAAGCAACAACUUUUCGCGCAAGCUUUGGCUGCACGUGGCAUAAGUCUGCAAAACUUGGGCGUAGAUCCUUUAACUAGCAGACGCUCCGAACCCAAUUUGGGUAUCCAAAAUUUAGGCGCUCAACUUUUGGCGAGAUCAGCAGGACUUAAUUACGGUGGCCAAGAUUACGGCGCUCAACUUAUGGCGAGGUUAGUGCCAAAUUUGGGUGUCCAAGACUUAGGCGCUAAACUUUUGACGAGAUCAGCGGCACCUAAUAACGGUGGCCAAGAUUACGGCGCUCAACUUAUGGCGAUGUUAGCGCCAAAUUUGGGUGUCCAAGACUUAGGCGCUCAAAUUUUGGCGAGAUCACAAGGACCUAAUAACGGUGACCAAUAUAACGGCGCUCAACUUAUACAGCGCUCUGUGCCCAACAUGGGUCAGAGUCAAGUUUAUCUGAUACGUAAACAACGCCAGGCGCCAGCUCCAGAUAAAAAUGUAGGUGAAGUUGUAGCGGAAGGUGAAAAUGUUGAUAGUGUCAUUGCAUCUAAUGCAGUCACGGAUGUUCCCGCUGUUGGGGUCGUCACAAAACCUCCAAUCGUAGAUGCAGUCGUUGCUCCUAUCGUAUCUGCGGUACCUGUCACCAAGUCAAAUUAAAUAAACGUUUUUUAUAGGCUGCGAAGACCCUGAGUAAGAAUGCUUUAUUACGCCAAUAAAACGAAGAACUAAAACA
Rhagoletis pomonella (apple maggot) is the source of this 1032-nucleotide messenger RNA. RefSeq lists its product as uncharacterized. The record is from RefSeq and is a predicted model, not a curated record. The transcript has 3 exons. The coding region runs from base 21 to 956 and encodes 311 amino acids. NCBI's taxonomy places the organism in Eukaryota, Metazoa, Arthropoda, Insecta, Diptera, Tephritidae.